GCGGUUGGCUGAGUGAGGGAGAGCAGCUGCGUAGUGGCUAGUUCGCGGCUAGCGUUGUUGUGAAUGCGCCCCAGGCUACGUCACCGCCAUGUCUCGUCAUAUGGAGGAUCGUCAACAGGUAAAGUGAAGCUAAAGGGCACAACACCACCACCGAAGCUCUUCCUUCUUCUCACGCAAACAACUCCUUCCCUCAAAAACACAAUCACAGCUCUCGCACCUUCUCGAUAGUUAUUAUCUACUACCGCUGUACGAAAUAAGAACAACGAGAAAGAAGAUCCUACAACACUCGUCGCAAUGCAUCGCACGUACUCUAUGAGACAAUCGCGGGCUCCUACCGCCUCGCAGCUCCAGAACCCUCCUCCACCAUCGUCGAGCACAAAGUCGGGCAGAUUGUUCGGAAAGGGUGGUAUCGGCCAUGCUCUCCGUCGUCAAACUGCCGGUCAAUUCGGCCCUGAUCUCGCAAAGAAGCUCUCCCAGCUCGUGAAGAUGGAGAAGAACGUCAUGCGCUCCAUGGAACUCGUCGGACGUGAGCGCAUGGAAGUUGCUCAACAACUCUCUAUCUGGGGUGAGGCUUGCGAUGAUGAUGUUUCGGAUGUCACGGACAAGUUGGGCGUCUUGAUUUACGAGAUUGGCGAGCUUGAGGAUCAGUACAUUGACCGUUAUGAUCAAUACCGUGUUACCAUCAAGAGCAUCCGAAACAUUGAGGCUUCCGUUCAACCCAGCAGAGACCGCAAGCAAAAGAUCACCGAUCAGAUUGCCCAGCUCAAGUACAAGGAGCCCAACUCCCCCAAGAUCGUCGUUCUCGAGCAAGAGCUCGUCCGCGCCGAAGCCGAGUCCCUCGUCGCCGAAGCACAACUCUCCAACAUCACCCGCGAGAAGCUCAAGGCUGCCUACACCUACCAAUUCGAUGCUCUCCGCGAGCACUGCGAGAAGCUUGCCAUCAUCGCAGGCUACGGAAAGCACCUCUUGGAGCUGAUUGACGACACUCCCGUCACCCCAGGCGAGACCCGCGCAGCAUAUGACGGAUACGAGGCCUCCAAGGCCAUCAUCCAAGAUUGCGAGGACGCGCUCACCAACUGGGUUACUGCCAAUGCGGCCGUUUCCUCCAAGCUGUCUACCCGUGCCCGCACCCUGUCUCAGCGUCGCCGUAACAACAUCCAGCGUAACCCCGAGGGACAUGAUCUCACUGGUCAAGAUGCCCCAAUGAAUGACCGCGAGUCCGGUCUCUGGGUCCCAGCUAGUGCUCACAAGGGCGGUGAGGAUUAUGAGGAUGAGGAGGAAGAGGAGGAGGAGGAGGUUGCUGCUCCUUCUAUCCAGGAUAGUGCUCUGAAUGGUGAGGCUAGAGGCCGUCAAGAGACUGUUGCCGCGUAAAGAAACAAACGGGAAGGGAAGGGAAGGGGUGGAGUCACUUUGGUUUUUUAUCGAACUAUUCCCAGGAUCUCCUUGGUUUUUCCUGAUCUGCUGGUUUCACUGCUGCAGGAGAUUGAUAUGUGGUGGUAAUAAGUAAUUCUUUAUGAUGGGACGCUGGAGCUGGAGGGU
Mollisia scopiformis is the source of this 1539-nucleotide messenger RNA. RefSeq lists its product as uncharacterized. Gene Ontology annotation, cellular component: eisosome filament; plasma membrane. Lineage: Eukaryota; Fungi; Ascomycota; Leotiomycetes; Helotiales; Mollisiaceae. The record is from RefSeq and is a predicted model, not a curated record. The transcript is spliced from 5 exons. Gene Ontology annotation, molecular function: lipid binding. Gene Ontology annotation, biological process: endocytosis; eisosome assembly; negative regulation of protein kinase activity. Bases 295 to 1371 code for a protein of 358 amino acids.